This is a messenger RNA of Scatophagus argus, 4140 nucleotides long. RefSeq names its product alanyl-tRNA synthetase 1 (gene aars1). Gene Ontology annotation, cellular component: mitochondrion; cytoplasm. Gene Ontology annotation, molecular function: alanine-tRNA ligase activity; amino acid binding; ATP binding. Gene Ontology annotation, biological process: tRNA modification; alanyl-tRNA aminoacylation. The coding region runs from base 37 to 3054 and encodes 1005 amino acids. NCBI's taxonomy places the organism in Eukaryota, Metazoa, Chordata, Actinopteri, Scatophagidae. The transcript has 20 exons. The record is from RefSeq and is a predicted model, not a curated record.
GUCCGGACCAAUUGCCGACCGCCAUAGGCGUGUUCAAUGCCUCAGUGCCGUCUUUCUUGUCUUGUUGGCUGCACGGCGUGGGCUAAAGCAGUGUGUUCGGAAGCAGUAAUUGAAUCAUUCUGCAAGAACAGCGACUUAGAGAGCUGGUUCAGAAUGGACUCCUCUUUGAGUGCAGCUCAAAUUCGCGAGAAGUUCAUUGACUUCUUCCGUCGCAAUGAUCACCACUACGUCCACUCAUCAUCCACCAUCCCAUUGGAUGACCCCACGCUGCUUUUCGCCAAUGCCGGCAUGAACCAGUUCAAGCCCAUCUUCCUCAACACCAUCGAUCCCUCCCACCCCAUGGCCAAGCUGCGUCGUGCCGCCAACACCCAGAAGUGUAUCCGUGCAGGAGGCAAACACAAUGACCUGGAUGAUGUGGGUAAAGAUGUCUACCACCACACCUUCUUCGAGAUGCUGGGGUCCUGGUCCUUUGGGGACUACUUUAAGCAACUGGCCUGUAAGAUGGCCUUGGAGUUGCUCACCCAGGAAUUUGGCAUUUCCAUAGACCGCCUGUAUGUCACCUACUUCGGGGGUAAUGCUGAGGCAGGCCUGGAGCCUGACCUGGAGUGCAAACAGAUCUGGAUCGACCUGGGUGUGGACGAGGCUCGCAUCCUGCCAGGCAGCAUGAAGGAUAACUUCUGGGAGAUGGGAGACACCGGCCCCUGUGGCCCCUGCAGCGAGAUCCACUACGACCGCAUCGGUGGGAGGGAUGCUGCUCACCUGGUCAACAUGGAUGACCCCAAUGUCCUGGAGAUCUGGAACCUUGUGUUCAUCCAGUUCAACAGAGAGUCUGAGACUGUCCUGAAGCCACUGCCAAAGAAGAGCAUUGACACAGGCAUGGGCCUGGAGCGCCUGGUGUCAGUACUGCAGAACAAGAUGUCCAACUAUGACACUGACCUCUUCAUCCCGUACUUCGAAGCCAUUCAAAAGGGUACAGGUGCUCGACCUUACACCGGAAAAGUAGGUGCAGAGGAUGUUGACGGCAUUGACAUGGCCUACCGUGUGCUCGCUGACCACGCCCGCACCAUCACCAUCGCCCUGUCAGAUGGCGGUCGACCUGACAACACAGGAAGAGGCUACGUGUUGAGGAGGAUCCUGCGUCGGGCUGUGCGUUAUUCCCACGAGAAGCUCGGAGCUCAGAGAGGCUUUUUUGCCUCUCUGGUGGACGUGGUGGUUGAGUCCCUGGGCAAUGCCUUCCCGGAGUUGAGGAAAGACCCAGAAAUGGUGAAGGACAUUAUUAAUGAGGAAGAAGUGCAGUUCCUGAAGACCCUCAGCAGGGGACGCCGUAUCCUCGAUAGGAAGAUUGUGAGUCUGGGAGACUGCAAGACCAUCCCAGGUGACACAGCAUGGCUGCUGUAUGACACAUAUGGCUUCCCUCUGGACCUGACCUCCCUCAUCGCAGAGGAGAAAGGCCUGGCUGUGGACAUGGCUGCCUUCGAAGAGGAGAAGAAGGCAGCACAGUUGAAGUCCCAGGGUAAGGGCGCAGGAGACGAGGACCACAUCAUGUUGGACAUCUAUGCAAUUGAAGAGCUGAGAAACAAAAAUAUCCCAGCCACAGAUGACUCUCCCAAAUACAAGUACACUGCAGACGAAAAUGGCAAAUACGAGUUUCAGCAGGCCUCAGCCACAGUGCUGGCCCUGCGCCGGGACCGCGCCUUCUGCGACGAAGUGACCACCGGUCAGGAGUGCGGUGUGCUGCUGGACCAGACGUCCUUCUACGCCGAGCAGGGCGGACAGACGUUUGAUGAGGGCUACAUGCUUCGAGAGGACGCCGCAACGGGGGAUCGCAUGGAGUUCACAGUGAAGAAUACACAGGUCCGAGGAGGCUAUGUUCUCCAUGUGGGGACGGUCUAUGGCACGCUGAAGGUUGGAGAUGAGGUUAUCUUACAUGUAGAUGAGGCUCGUCGUAGGCCCAUCAUGAGCAAUCACACUGCCACGCACAUCUUAAACUUCGCCCUGCGGGGGGUUUUGGGGGAGGCAGACCAGAGAGGCUCUCUUGUGGCCCCCGACCGCCUGCGCUUUGACUUCACUGCUAAAGGUGCCCUGAGCACGGGGGAGAUCCGGCGGACUGAGGAGAUCGCUUGUGCCUUGAUAAGAGAAGCAAAGACCGUGUACGCCAUGGAAGCCCCGCUAGCACAAGCCAAGGCCAUUCAGGGUCUGCGUGCCGUGUUCGAUGAGACCUACCCCGACCCUGUCCGAGUCGUGUCUAUCGGUGUCCCUGUUGAGGACCUGCUGAAGGACCCUGACAGUGCUGCCGGUUCUCUGACCUCCAUUGAGUUUUGUGGUGGAACCCACCUGCAGAACUCGGGUCACGCCGCACCGUUUGUCAUCGUCUCCGAGGAGGCCAUCGCUAAGGGCAUCCGCCGUAUUGUUGCUGUGACGGGAACAGAGGCCCAGAAGGCCCAGAGGAAAGCCGAUUCCCUGCGCCAGUCUUUGUCCGCACUGGGAGACAAGGUGAAGCAGCAGAGUGCACCAAACAAGGACAUUCAAAAAGAGAUCGCAGACAUGACGGAGUCCAUAGGCACAGCAGUGAUCUCCCAGUGGCAGAAAGAUGAGAUGAGGGAAACCCUUAAGGGCCUGAAGAAGGUCAUGGACGACCUGGACCGCACCUACAAGGCUGACAUCCAGAAGAGAGUCCUGGAAAAGACCAGUGAGGUGAUUGAAAACAACCCCAACCAGCCUCUGCUCAUCAUGGAGAUGGAGACCGGAGCCUCAGCUAAGGCGCUGAAUGAGUCACUGAAGCUGCUCAAGUCGAACUCCCCUCAGACCGCUGCGAUGCUCUUCACCGUAGACCCUGACGCUGGCAAGAUCACCUGCCUGUGUCAAGUCCCACAGGAUGUGGCCAGUCGAGGUUUGAAAGCCAGCGAGUGGGUUCAGGAGUUGUGCCCCCUUCUGGAUGGCAAGGGAGGCGGCAAGGACAUGUCUGCUCAGGCUACGGGCAGGAACAUACAUUGCCUGCAGGAGGCACUGCAGAUGGCCAACGAGUUUGCACGGCUUAAGUUGGGAGAGAACUAAGAGGAGAGAGUGUGUGGGAGGUGUAGAGAGAGAUGGGGGAGUUAAGUUUGCAAACGUAAGUUCGGGAGUAAAGCGGACAUCAGAAAUCACCAAAAAGCGAACUUUCCUGCCUUCAUUUCCUCUCCUCUUUUCUUCUCCCUUUGGGUCAGACAAAGAUCAGAAAACAAACAAAACUGCAGAGUUUCUUGCUCCCGCCAUGUUGACAGAUGACCACUGACACUCAGCUAGCUGUAAAUGAGCCACUAUAUUUAUUGAGACGAGGGCUGCUGACUUCCCCCAGUAAAAAUGAUCUAAAUACAUAGGAAGAUCCUCUGCAGCAGUUUAGGAAAAGAAGACCACAGAUGAUUUUUCAGUGGCCACUUCAGUUUUGCAUGCUGAAAAGAAAAGGGAUGCACUUUUGAUUGAUUUAGCUUCCUGUGAGUACUGUGCAGCUCAGAUGAAAAGAGACAAACUGGAGUUUCCGCCUCAGACUUUCUGUUCUGUUCUCAGCGUGAAGUUGGCUCUUGAUAAACUUCUGUCCUGCCUCUGUCUUUGUGUCUCAUCUCAUUGUAGCCCCAUUUUAAGUACAACCCCCAAAGCAACUUUGUCUUUUUCCUCUUGUUCAGGACUUAAAGUGCCGCAAUUGCAAUUUUAGGCUUCCUGUACCACUUAAGCUCAGUCUCAGAAAGAAAAGGGAAAAGUCAGCCCAGCUCUUCCAUGAUUUAGGCACAGUAUACACAGUAUGUCUUUUGUUGACUAAAGGUUUUUAAUCUGAUCUCUCAGCAGUGGCUCCGUCCAUCUGUGUGAUCGAAAGCCUGAGUUCUGUUCCUGUGAUUGGUCGGAACUGAGGUGUACAUGCAGUAGAUGUAUCAUAUUGUUGCUUUAGCAAAUAACAAGCCAUUACCUUACCUGAGUCUAUGGGUUUUAUUUAGUUUAUACAUUAACUGUAUAAAUUGAUCAUCAACCUGUCUAUUAACUAAUCUGUAAAACUUCAUUUUGCUGAAAUUGAAUAUUGAUUGAAUUCAGAAUGUCGAAUAUGCCCUGUCAGUGUAGCUGUUCCACGUCAGAGAAAUGUCACACGAGAAUGCAAUAAAUACGAUAAGUAAA